AUGGCAUUAUUCAAGCUGUUCGAGAAUAAGCUUGCCGGUUCUCUAACUAUAUUUACAAUAGAAUCCUUAGGCAUCGUUUCGAUACAAAGUGUGAAGGCUAUGUUACCGGAACCCCGAUGGGGACAUAGCGCUGUACUUUUAAAUAACAAAUUAUAUAUUCAUGGGGGAAAAGCGGGAUCGAAAAAUGAUCUUGAGUAUACAAAUCAACUCCUUAUUCUCGAUGUUUCAAAAUCUUUCGCAAUAUCAGAUCCAUCGUGGGCAACACAUUCUGUUGGCCCAAAAGUUGCGUACCAUACAAUUAGUAUAGGUGGAUCACAAAAUGAACUCUUAGUGUUAUAUGGUGGCGAAUAUCUAAAUACACCUAAUGAACCUGUACCCGAAAAUCCAUUAUUUUAUUACAAUACUUUGGAGGAAUCACCUGAAUGGUAUAAAGCCAACUUAAGUUUAGGGACACCACGGAAAGAACACACUGCUGUUACAAGAUUAAAUGAUUCCAUGAAUUAUUUUUUUGGUGGCAUACCUGAUGUGUCCGACAUCACGGUUUCAGCAUUAGUUCAAUUUCAAGAUUUAUUCAAGUUGGAUACCAAGAUAAAUUCCUGGAAUAUCCAAAGUGUAGAUCCAAAUACGCCAUCAGGAAGAUUUCAUCACACUGCAACAAUUCUUCCGGAUGGUAAUAUGUAUGUGAUUGGAGGGUAUUCCAAGGACAAAUUAGUAGACAUAAGUCAAAUUUACGUUUAUGAUACAAUAAAAGAAAUAUGGAAUGUUCAGACUGCAGUUGGCACUUUGCCUUCGGCACGUCGAGAUCAUGCCGCAGUAGGAACACAUGAUGGUAAGGUAAUCAUACAUGGUGGUGUGAAUCAAGAUUAUCUUGGAUUAUUUGAUGAUAUCGCGGUUUUGGAUACAACCACACAACCAAAUUACACUUGGAACGUGAUUAAAGCAAAGGGCACUAUACCACCAGGAAGAUAUUCUCACACUGCUACGAUGAUUGGAACUAAUAUGCUGGUUGCGUUUGGUUUUUUAGCGAAUGAUACUCCAGAUAAUAAUAUUUAUGUCCUUGAGAACGGAUUUGACGUCGUUUCAUUAGAUACGAUCACGUAUACGUGGAAAGAAAGUUAUUCCCCAGAAAAUUUGGAUUUUACCCAAACAAAGUACCCUCUUAACGAUGAUCCGAUACAAAAAGUAAAAGCUUCAAAAACCGGGAUAAUAGUUGGCUCAACGAUAGGAACGAUAUUAUUUCUUUUGUUGGUAGGCGGUUUAUUUUGGUUUCAUCGUAAAAAAAGGCAAGGUUCCUUUUAUGCAGCACCUUAUCCGAGCACAAAAGAACAAACCUCAAAUCAAGAAAAACCAAAUAAAUUUAAUAUCUUUUGGUGCGCAAAGAAACCAACAUUAAAUCAAAAAACAAAAACAUUUGGCGUUCCUUCAGGUUCCACUGCUGAAGAAUUACCUCGGCCAAGCAUGGGCAGCGGCCUUGCUAUGCCUAUAGAGAGUAGUUCUCAUGAUAAAGAUUAUUCUGCAGCAUUAGAAGAAAAUAUGAUGGGUAUUGACAUUCAACAAACAAACUUUAUGAUUGUUCCGAAAUCGCCCUUACGCGUUACUAAUCCAGAUAACUUGAGGGAUGAUUAG
This is a messenger RNA of Funneliformis mosseae, 1626 nucleotides long. NCBI's taxonomy places the organism in Eukaryota, Fungi, Glomeromycota, Glomeromycetes, Glomerales, Glomeraceae. The record is from the annotation of a GenBank genome assembly.